This is a messenger RNA of Podospora anserina S mat+, 177 nucleotides long. RefSeq lists its product as uncharacterized. The transcript has a single exon. The record is from RefSeq and is a predicted model, not a curated record. The coding region runs from base 1 to 177 and encodes 58 amino acids. NCBI's taxonomy places the organism in Eukaryota, Fungi, Ascomycota, Sordariomycetes, Sordariales, Podosporaceae.
AUGUCUACUCUCUUCCUCCCUCGCCAGCUCCCUCGCAAACUCCUCAUCCGCCUCCGUCCUCAAUCUCUCCAUUUCCACCGCCAACUCCUCAAUCUCCUUUUCCAGCCCGAUCGCCGCCUUUUCGUCCUCCGCCUUGGGGAAUCCCGGACCAGAGAUCUUUUCUUGAAGGCUCAAUAG